GAGAAGACGACAGAAGGAUAAUAUAAAUUGCCCUAAAGCUUAUCCGCUCGGAGCCGUCUUCCAUAUUCAAAAUAUCGAGUAAUAAUAAAUCUAUAAAAAUCUGAUUUGGGAUGGAUGCCGUCUUCUUCUUCUCCGAUCUCUUGCGCGCGAGAAAAAGGGGCGAGCGUAUAGGAUGCUUAGAAGCUUCAAUGCGAGGCGAUCAUGGAGGGGGCUGCCACUUUCUUCUUUGAGACCUGGGCAGAAAUCGCCCGCACUUAGCUCGGCUGUGCUCCCCGAUGGCGUGGAUCGUAGCACGGAAGCCUUCGCUCGCAACGCCGCUAAUGCCGAGGGCUUACUCUCCCAGCUACGAUCACAUAUUCAGAAGGUCCUCGGUGGUGGGGGAGCCGAGGCUGUCAGAAGGAAUCGAAGCCGUAAUAAGCUAUUGCCUCGGGAGCGGAUUGAUCGAGUAAUCGACCCUGGUUCGUCUUUCUUGGAGUUGUCGCAGCUUGCAGGAUAUGAUCUUUAUGAAGAACCAUUACCAUCAGGUGGGAUAAUUACCGGAAUUGGACCCGUGCAAGGCCGCCUGUGUGUUUUUGUGGCUAAUGAUCCCACUGUGAAGGGUGGAACAUACUAUCCUAUUACUGUUAAAAAACAUUUAAGAGCUCAAGAAAUUGCAGCCCAGUGCAAACUGCCAUGCAUAUAUCUUGUUGAUAGUGGAGGAGCUAAUCUGCCAAGGCAAGCUGAUGUCUUUCCUGACCGUGAUAAUUUUGGAAGAAUAUUUUACAAUCAGGCUAAAAUGUCAGCUGAGGGGAUUCCCCAGAUUGCACUAGUUUUAGGUUCAUGCACUGCUGGAGGUGCUUAUAUACCUGCAAUGGCUGAUGAAAGUGUUAUUGUCAAAGGAAAUGGGACAAUUUUUUUAGCUGGCCCUCCACUUGUGAAGGCUGCUACAGGAGAAGAGGUCUCUGCUGAGGAUCUGGGUGGUGCGUCUAUGCACUGCAGAAUAUCAGGAGUUUCGGAUCACUUUGCACACGAUGAGCUUCAUGGCCUGGCUAUUGGCAGAAAUAUUUUGAAGAACUUGCAUAUGGCAGGGAAAGGGUUAAAUACAUCGCCUUAUGUUUCUUCUGACUACAAAGAGCCCUUGUAUGAUGCAAAUGAGCUUCGAUCAAUUGCACCAACCGAUCAAAAACAGCCAUUUGAUGUUAGAUCCAUAAUUGCUCGAAUUGCAGAUGGUAGUGAGUUUGAUGAAUUCAAAAAGUAUUAUGGCACUACCCUUGUAACAGGUUUUGCUAAAAUCUAUGGCCAGUCAGUAGGAAUUAUUGGAAACAAUGGAAUAUUAUUCAUUGAAUCUGCUUUAAAAGGAUCUCACUUCAUUGAGCUUUGUGCACAGCGUAACAUUCCUAUUAUAUUUCUUCAGAAUAUAACAGGGUUCAUGGUAGGAUCCAAAUCGGAGGCAGGUGGCAUUGCUAAAGCUGGAGCUAAAUCAUGUUCAAAGGUGCCAAAGAUAACCAUAAUAGUUGGUGGAAGUUUUGGUGCUGGAAAUUAUGGAAUGUGUGGACGUGCAUAUAGUCCUGAUUUCUUGUUUCUCUGGCCCACUGCCAAAAUAUCUGUUAUGGGUGGUGCUCAGGCAGCUGGCGUCCUUGCGCAGAUAGAAAAAAACAACAAGAAAAAGCAAGGAAUCAAGUGGAGCGAAGAAGAAGAAGAGAAUUUCAAAGCUAGUGUAGUGGAAGCCUAUGAAAGGGAAGGAAGCGCUUAUUACUCGACCUCGAGGCUCUGGGAUGAUGGCAUCAUUGAUCCAGCUGAUACCAGGAGGGUUUUAGGCUUGUGCUUGUCUGCUUCCAUCAAGCAUAGUCCUGAGGAUACCAAGUUUGGUGUCUUCAGGAUGUGAUGACAUUUUUCGAAUUCUUGUUGAAUAAGAACCAUGCUCAUGUGUUAUACAAUAUGCUUAUGAAAUCUAUGUUCUUGGAUGAAGAAGUUGCUGCUCCUUCGAGGUUAGUUGCUCCAACUUCAGGUUUUCUACUUUGCAAUUCUUUUGCAUAUUAAGACCUGAGCCUUUCUUUUGUGAUUAUGAGAAAGGAAGGAUUCUUGCCUCA
Dendrobium catenatum is the source of this 2069-nucleotide messenger RNA. RefSeq names its product methylcrotonoyl-CoA carboxylase beta chain, mitochondrial. The coding region runs from base 173 to 1864 and encodes 563 amino acids. Gene Ontology annotation, biological process: L-leucine catabolic process. Gene Ontology annotation, cellular component: methylcrotonoyl-CoA carboxylase complex; mitochondrion. Lineage: Eukaryota; Viridiplantae; Streptophyta; Magnoliopsida; Asparagales; Orchidaceae. The record is from RefSeq and is a predicted model, not a curated record. The transcript is spliced from 11 exons. Gene Ontology annotation, molecular function: methylcrotonoyl-CoA carboxylase activity.